UGUAGCCCAUACACGCACAACAUCGAGACAUGUUUUUUCGAAUAUUGUCCAGAAAAUAACACAGAUUUUUUGGUGUCCGAUGGCGCUUUCACUUUUGUUCUUCCGUGGCAUUUCCCUUCUGAACGGAAACAUCAGUUUCUAUGAAAAGUAAUUAUGAGGAUUUUUUCUGACCUUUUGUGUUUUAUUGAUCCCAUUUUAAGUCUGUAUCAUGCCUAUAUGCUUUGUGGUUAUAUUGUAGUUACUGACAUGACUGAGCAUUGAGGAAGUAUACUGAUUGCACUGUUAAGUCAUUGGUGAUUGCAUAUCUUUAUAAUAACCCGCUGGAUAAAAUUCGAAUUUGGUAUCGUAUCUUGUUGGAAAAUGAACUACAUCUUUUACGAACAGAUCAACUGAUGUUCCACGCCAUUAUUACACAAUAAUCGCAGCUUCAUGAUCCAAUUAUUUUUGUGAAGAUGACGUCAUUGCAAAAUUGGUUCUUGACAUUAAUGUUUUAUUCUUUUCUGCUUGCAAGAGGCACCGCCAGCAUUACAAGUGGAUUGUCAGGUUGGCAGGCGUUAGGAAAAAGUUCCUAUCGAUUCGUUAAUAUUCCUCAAACUUUCGAUGAUGCUCGAACUUACUGCCAGAACUUUGGUGGAGAUCUAGCACAGUUAAAAUCAAGGAAUAUUACCGAAUUUGUUCAAAUUUUGAUAGGCAAUCACUCGGCCUGGUUUGGCCUUCACCAUGUUCACGAUCUGGAUGAAAGCUGCAACUACCGUUGGAUUGACGGAUCCUCGCUUGAGAAUAGUUUCACCGGAUGGACGGGGUCACCAGUUUGCAUCAGAAACAUCAACUGCGUUCAACUUGGAGAAGGAACAUGGCAGGAACGUAACUGCUCUUCUCCGGGCUCUUUUGUUUGCGAAAACUCAGAUAUCCACAACGCUAUUAAGCGACCAGCUGAAGUUUACCAGUGGAUUUCUAAUCCAUUUGAUCCAGUCUCUCUGCUGAAAGUCUUGGUAAUCGCACCCGAAAUGGAAGAAAGGAUCGUUUGCAAACACAUCACCUACGACGGAAGGGAUGCACCAACCCAGCCUAUCCCGACUAGCACCGUAACACCACCGGCGUCCCGAUCGUCUGCAGUCCACGAAUUGCAGUUGGAUCCGGAUUCUAAAUACCAAGCGGCCGGUAAAAUUGAUUGCGGGGUUUCGUCGGAGUUCGAUCGGCAUACAACAACCACCGUAUCGGCAUUUCAUCUUGUAGGACUACCUGACAGAGAGGCGGAGCCAGUGUCAGGACGAUUUACAGUGAUGAGUUACCCAGGAACAUUUGUCAUAGUGGAAAUGGAUACCAUCAGACGACUGAGAAUGCUUCGUCUUCGGCUUCUUACGUGGACAUUUCAUACGUCCGAUAUCAGCAGAGGGGAUGUAAUCUUCCCAUCUUUGCACGACACAGUCCAUGGCAUAGCGUCUGCAAGGGAGGAAGACGAGGGAACAUAUGUAGCAAUAAUCUAUGAUUCAAACAACAGUCAGAGAUUCGUCCAGUUUAAUGGAAGUGCAAUUCGGCUUAUAGUUCCUGAUUGUCCGGAAGGAAGAUGGGGUCCCCCAACGUGUCUAGGUACGUGUAACCCCUGCUUCAAUGGAGGGAUCUGCCAUUAUCUUUCUGGAUCAUGCAUCUGUCCACCAGGCUUCACAGGAGACAGUUGUCUUACAGCAUGUGGCGAGGGUCGCUUUGGUUCAGAUUGUGAGAUUACGUGUGGAAUUGACCAGGAGCUCAGCAUGCCUUGUGCCGGAAGUCAGAUCUGUCGCCCUGAUCCUUACGGGUGCAAUUGCAUGUCGGGAUAUACCGGAAAGUACUGCAACCAAACCUGUUCAGCCGGUCUGUACGGUGUGGACUGUCUUCAAAUUUGUCACUGUUCAGAAGGGAACCCCUGUAAUAUCGUCAGCGGGGAAUGUCCGGGUGAAUGUGAGAACGGCUGGACGGGUCCAAGCUGUCAAGUUCCUGAAAUUUGCCCAGAAGGGUUCUACGGCGAGGACUGCAGUAAAGUGUGCCACUGCCUGAACGCGUCCUGUGAUCUGCAAACUGGUUUCUGCUUCAGGUCUAACGGUGUGUGCGCCAGUGGGUAUAUGACGGAUCCCAUGAGGGGGACAUAUUGCGAUAUCUACGUUGGUUGUUUUGAUUCGUGUUCCAAGACGUGCCAUUGUUCUGAAGGAGCACCAGAUUGCAAUUCCGUGACUGGUAGUUGUUACUCUGGAAAGUGUUCCCCUGCAUGGGGUGGGCCAGCCUGCCAAACGGUCAAAGAAAUUUUGCAGACAAGUACCAUAUCAACGGUAUCUUCUGGAGCUGGCAUCAAUGAGAGAUCUAUUGGUGUCUGGACGGGUGGUAGUGCCUUGUGGGCUCUCUUGGCGACCAUUCUCGUCUUUCUUGUGGCGUGCCUCGCUGCAUUACUGAGGAUGAGGAACAGAAUUUCGACAUCGGAAACACGACAAUCGAAUGCUGAAGAAACCCCCUCGGACCCUACUUAUCAAACUCUUAACGAGAGACCCGAUGCUAUAGGAACCGAUAUCACGAGUCGUUCUUUAGGCAACAGUCUUGGCGUGCGGCUGUCUUCACCUGGUGAUGCCGUAAGGGAAGGAGCAUAUCAGCCUCUCUACAAGGGCCCAAGUGCUGUCACAACCAAUCUUCCAAUGGGCACUUUAAGUAAUGACUACGUUGACGAGGACCAGCCUUCCUCUACUGCAGAUGCCGUCCUAUCCGAACACGCUUACCAACCCCUCUUUAAGGGUCCCAAACCUACAGGAAGAACGAUUGGUGUUGGGAAUGAUGACGCGUAUGACUAUCCGAUUUCCAUGGAAAAUGCAAGUUCGAAGCCAAAUGUUACUGAGAGCGACAAUUUCAACGAAUAUGAAAAGCCAAUCAGUUCGUCUGAUGUCAUCUAUCAGAACAGCGGUGUUAAGAUGAUAGGCAAUUCCAAAUCAAAUUAGUUGUUAUCGAGUGGAUUAGACUUCCAGAAUUAAUGCGCUCCGAACAAAAGAUAGUAUCUAUAAGGACCUACAUAAUUAUGAUGGCAGGUGUUAAUACAAAAUUAAUUUUAUGGGUCAUACUCAUCAUUGUAUAUUAGCCGAUGUAAAUACAAUAGAGACAGUUUUCGUGUAUAGUUAUUUCAUGUUUAUAUCUUCCUUUUAAUUAUGCGUCAUUAUUUAGUUGAAAUGACUUCAUGGUUAUAACAAUCAUUCUAUCUUUCCCAUCCUUGUUUAGAGGACAAAAAUCCGGGCGAAAAUC
Molecule: messenger RNA, 3255 nt
Organism: Lytechinus variegatus (green sea urchin)
Lineage: Eukaryota; Metazoa; Echinodermata; Echinoidea; Temnopleuroida; Toxopneustidae
Exons: 13
Coding region: 453-2957 (834 amino acids)
Source: RefSeq, a predicted model, not a curated record